Messenger RNA from Lineus longissimus, 5887 nucleotides. RefSeq names its product ubiquitin carboxyl-terminal hydrolase 31-like. Lineage: Eukaryota; Metazoa; Nemertea; Pilidiophora; Heteronemertea; Lineidae. The coding region runs from base 90 to 3539 and encodes 1149 amino acids. The record is from RefSeq and is a predicted model, not a curated record. Gene Ontology annotation, molecular function: cysteine-type deubiquitinase activity. The transcript is spliced from 10 exons. Gene Ontology annotation, biological process: protein deubiquitination.
GUUGCAAGCCGUGCAAAAUUUUCGAUUUUCUCUCCAAUUUUGGUCGAUUUAGCCAAAUUUUAGGUGAUUAAAUCACCAGAAACACCAAGAUGAGCCACAGGGUGGUAGGUGGCAGAAGGCGCACCGCCUCGGAUGGCGAUAUUUUGGACUGUGAGGUCGAUGAAGCGGAGUUAUAUGGCGAUGAAAGUCCACUUACUUCCCGGUCUUCCGUAAACAAACAUGACAAAUCUGGCCCUGCAAAAUUUGUUGACAAGUCAAAUGCUGCCAUCAGAAACAGUACUUCAGAGUUGGAUUCUGACUUUAAUACCAAAGGUGAAAAGAAGAUUAAGGGCUCAAAAAAGCAUCGCCUGAGAACAUUUGGAAGUUUCAUGCAUAAAGCUGUGAGAUCUUUUGUGUCAAAUGGACCGAGGCGAUCCAGUAGCAUGAAAGAAAAGCUGCAACGGGAUGAUGAAAGUCCUAGUCAAAAAGAUGAUCACCUUGAAGAUCAAAAAGGCCCUAGUAUUACCAAGAAAACAGCAGCUGCAAACCGUCCAGUUCAUAAAAAAAAUCUUCUAAAUAACAUUUAUGGGAACAAAGUUCCAGGAAUUGAAGGAUUGAGAAACCAUGGAAAUACCUGUUUCAUGAAUGCUGUCUUGCAAUGUCUGGGGCAUACAGAUAUUCUAGCAGAAUAUUUUGUCACUGAUCAGUACAAAGCAGACAUUUCCCGCGGUGACAAGUCCAAUGCAAAGAAGUUUGGUUCCAAAGGAGAGGUUACAGAACAUUUAGCAGUGUUGUUAAAAAGUCUGUGGUCCUGCCAGUAUACGCCAGAGAUAUCCAGUGAUUUCAAGAGUGUGGUUGGGAAGUAUGGAAGUCAGUACCGUGGUGGUGGCCAACAUGAUGCUCAGGAGUUCUUCUUGUGGUUAUUGGAUAAAGUCCAUGAAGACCUCAAUACUGCCGCCAAGAAGAAGUACAGAGCUAACAAGAGUAGUCAUGGUCGCUCAGAUGACCUCGUGGCCGCGGAAGCCCUUGCCAACCACAUGCGUAACAAUAACAGCUUUGUCUAUGAUCUCUUCCAAGCGUUGUACCGCUCCUCCCUCCACUGUCCACGCUGUGAGGGCGAGAGCAACACGUUUGACCCUUUCCUUUGCGUCUCUCUGCCGAUCCCUCAGAAAAAGUACCGUCCCGUGUUUGUCACCGUUGUUUACCUCGACGCGCAACCGAAGCAGGUUCGGAUUGGCCUCAUGAUGGAGUGGCUGGAUAGGGUCAAGGAUCUUCGAACGAAGCUAGCAGAAGAUACAGGCAUCCCAGCAAAACAGCUUAUGUUAACUGAGAUCUGCUAUGACGGUUUCCAUCGGACAUUCCGGGACAACCAGCCUCUCAGUGACAUCCAUGAGACAGACGGCGUAUUUGCCAUCCAAAUGCCUGUACCGUACAUUGAGACUUUGAAGGCCAAUCAGUAUCCAGAACAAGAUUAUAUCGUCAUCGUCCUGCUGAACAAAGUUGGUGUCGGUCCUAAGAGUAGAAAGUUCGGCUACCCAAUAGUGAUGCAGCUCCCACGCGACUCCACUUUCGUGGAAGUGGAAGACGCCAUCCUGCGGCACAUGAAGGACCAGGUGAAACCAGGGAUACUGCAGCAAGAGAUCGGUGCAAUCAUGAAGCUGAAAGCGAUUGAUGAUAUAUCAGGCAAAUGCUACCUUCCCACAGAUGUUGAGUGCCCGCUGUACACAGAAGCAGUUGAUAGAGCUUUGAGUUUCUGCACGUUUGACGGUUUGAUGACACAUAUCAAGUUGGUCGCUGAGUGGGAUCCAGAAAUGAAACAGAAGUUGCUAGGAGAUGUGACUGAUUUCAUAGAGGAGCACGUGAGUGUACGACAGGCCAAGCAGUCGCAACUCUCGCCAGUCCUCUCCACCCUUGAGGAAUGUUUCGAGCUGUAUACGAAGGAAGAGAAGCUUGGCCCGGAUGAUUCGUGGAUUUGUUCCAAAUGUCAGAGAAGGCAACAGGGAACUAUCAAGAGCCUGAAUCUGUGGUCACUCCCUGAUAUUCUGGUCAUCCACUUGAAACGUUUCAAGCAGAUUGGUUCACGGCGAACCAAAUUGAACAACCUUGUGAGUUUUCCUGUGCAGGGUCUCGAAAUGAGCCAAUACAAUGGAAAGAGGGGCACGGACUCGAAGAUGAUGGAUAUGUACCUGUCAUUCUCGCCAUGGAGACGACAACGGUUGACCACACCAACGGACGAUGACUCAGUGUAUGACUUGUACGCUGUUUGUAAUCACUAUGGCAACAUGGUUGGCGGACAUUACACAGCCUUCUGCAAAAACCCAUACGACGACCAGUGGUACUCAUUCGACGACACGAAGGUUACGCCCCUACAGGAAGAUCAGAUCAUCACACGGAAUGCUUAUAUGUUGUUUUACCAGCGGCGCUCCCUAGUGGGGUUGAGUUCGUCCAGUGGCUCAUCAGCCAGCUCAAUAGAAGGGCACUGGUUAAUGCGAAUGGUGCCAUUCAAAUACUCACCCAGCCCGCCCAGUAAACUCCUGAGUAAGUCUGAGGAGACGUUGUUAGAUGAACCUGUGAAGGAUUCGGAACCCACCAAGGUCGUUGACACAACAAAACAAACCCUACGGAAUAUAUCAUCAUACGGUUCAUUGAAUCGUGGAGCAAAGCUGCCACCGACACCGACAAAACCAACUCCAAUUAAAAAUACUCCUGUGAAAUCACAUUCGUUCGUUCGUCGUGGUAGUCGAUACCUGAGAAAGAGUCUUGAUCCACCCACCUCUAGUCCUCCGGCAGAACGAUCAUUGAGUUAUAGCGGUCAGUCUUACUGGCAAUCGCAUGUCAUCCCAGGUUGGAAUUCCCCUGAUUCAUCUGUGUUCGGUGAUAGUGCGCCUCAGACCCCAGCUUCUAAUCGUCUCUCUGCAGAGACGAGGAAAAUUGAGGACGGUCCGUUGAUGAAGAUGCCCAAGUCACCAAAACCGUGCCUGAAAUCAAGAUCAAAAUCGGAAGGAUCCGAAGUUGCCGACUCUGAGAAAAAUGCGGAUGCGAGGAACAUCGCAUUCAUUCCCGUAUCAGAUAUUCCACUGCCAUCAUCUUCCCAGGUUGUGCGUCCAAAAACUCCUAAUGCCUUACAUGUUCAUUUCAACGAGCGGGUUUCAGUUGCAGUAAGAGCAAAAUCACCAUCGCCUUUGAAACCGCUAGACAAUCGCCAAUCACCAUCUGUGUCUGCACCAUCCAAAACAUCAGGCAGUUCAACUGCUGCUGCUAAAACAGCUGUUGCCAUGGAUAGGAGCCCUCCCACCCCAGCUGCUGUUAUCGUAAAUAGGAUCCCUCCCACCCCAACAGCUGCUAUUGUAAAUAGAAUCCCUCCUACUACAGCGAAGAGUGCCAUCCAUAGGGGUCGCUCAUUUUCAAAUGCCUCUAGAACUUCUGACCCAAGUGGUACUCAAUCUCUCAGUAAUCGUGGUGCAAAACCAAAAGAGCCUAGCCCCUCUGGUGGUGCAGAAAGGAAAGACGAUCCCGAUUCACCAGACUUUGACUUUGUUUUAUCUGAGACGUGUGUGUGAAUGCAGAACAGCCAGGCCCGAUUGCUCAAACGUUGGCUUGAAGUCCUUACGUUACUAUUGUAAAUGUAAUACUUACUGAUGGAGAUUAAACGUAUAGUUUAGCUUGUGCUGUUCGUUUCUUAAAUGCUGAUUGGGCAACUUGGCCCAGGUCUACACACCCUCAGAUAUCCAGAAAGGUUGUGCCAUUUUGAUGUUAUCUCUUUUUGAAACAGUUGGAGAGCCCGAGUAUAGAGGGCAGUGUUGCUAAAUCCUACUUCUGCUGUUUCAUCCAUUGGGAGCCCUGUUUGCUUUACCUUUGGGACACUUGCUUUGCUUUAAGCUUAAAAACCCCAAGAAUUUGACGAUCACCUCUGUUAAGGAUACAAUUCUGCUAAAUAUGUGCUGUAGAAGCUUGAUUCUCUCCGAUGAUGUAUUGUGUAUAUAUGUAUAUAAAAAGACGAGUGAUGUACAGAGUACAGAUAGAUGUUGAUGUACGUGAUAUAUGUACAUUUAAUGUACUUCUAUAUAAAAAUAUGGUUUCAAAAGGUUUAUUAGUUCUAUACUCAAUUACUGUUUAUUCUGGAAAUUUGGUUGCUAAUGCAACAUAAACAUUUUGUGUCCUCAUCUUAUGUGAAAAAAGCUGAUAAUUGUUAGUUGGGAGGAACGAUUUGUAACUUGCUUUGGUACUGGUGUGAUUGUUCUUCAUUAUAAGCAGUCGAUAGAUAUCUAACCUUUGUGCUUCUUUGUUCUGCAAACAACUUGUGCCGUCAUGAACUAAUCAAAUUGAAAGCAUCACACAAAUGUGAGAGAAAAAAAAUUGCUGCAAUAUUUUGGAAAUCAAGACUUUUGCAUAGUUAAACUUCAUUUACAAAUUUAAAUCUGCCAUAGUUUUCAUUGAUGCAAUCAAUAAGCAUUAAAUGCUAGUGUAAAAAUAUUUUUUUGGUUCGGUUUUGAUUUUUUGAAUGGGAUGGGGUACGCAUCGCCAAAUGAAAUGUGUGGAUGUUCAGUAUAAAGAAGGAGAAACUGAAGCCAUCUAUACACUGUUGAAGAACUAUCAAAUUUGGUCCAAUGUUUUGGCAUUGACUCCACUGUAAGAUGACUCCUGACUGAUUUUUCAGGAUUUUGUGGUCCACAAGCACUGCCUGUAGUGUAUUGUUUUGGUUUGCUUAUAAAAAGUGUAUUAUAUUUAUACCAGAUUUUUCCAUAGGCAGACGUAGAUGAGAAUAUCAGGGUUCAGAAUAACGUCCUGUAGAAAGUGUAGCUGUAAAUACCCAAUAUGGGUUCAGUCCAUGGAGGGUUCACCUUUGUCUCCAGAGAGACCAGUAUUGAAGAAGUAGCUAAAAAACUAACUCCGUUCUGAUAUAUCUGUUAAAAAAAUCGUUGAUGGCAAUCAAAAGUUAAUGUUAGAGAAUAUCAUUAAUUACAGCAGGAGUUAUGGCCUUGCGGGCCAAAAUGUAGAUACAGAGUUUAUAGAGAGCAGUGCAGAGCUGCAUUGGAAAGUGUACACAAACAGUCUGUAAACUCUCGGUGUACACUUUCUGAUGAGUAUCUUCAGCACCCUAUGUACAGCAACACAGCAGCUAGUGCAUUCCAUUCAGUAACUCCAUAUUGUGUUGUAUUUGUGAAAGUUUCGUCCAUGUAUCUCUGAGGCUAAAUCAAUUUAGAAAGUUGGAUAGUAAAGGGUGAAGAACCUCCUCUUUGUGUGUGUUGGGGGGGGGGGGGGGCUGACAGAAAAGGAGAGGUAGUGGGCCCCACCGGUUUACAUAUUUGAUAAUUGUUGUGCCAAAUACCUUUGGAUCACAAUUAAGAAAUGUUGGUUAAAUACAUGUAUACCAAUUUGAUACUUUAGUUAUGUAAUAUUUGUCCAAGACUGUAAGCAGUAAAUUAACAUGGUGAAGGGAAGCAUGCUUUGUGUCGGUGCAAGACUUCGAACUGUUGCUCUGUUGCUCACUUUUGGUAAUCAAAUAGUUUUGGCAUUAAGUGUGAGAAUGUGUAAUACAACAUAUUUCUAAAGUCCGUUGUUUGCAACUUGUCAAAAUGAUUGUGCCAGGAACUGAUAUUUAGAGAGAAAAAAAGGGUAAAGGGUUAAUAUUAUGAAUUGUCCUAAAUAUUAAAGCAAAAAAACUGACAUCAGCCAAUCAAUUUAAAGUUUUCUUGGUUCUGAACUUCAUGUAUAUGUUGAACAAAAGUGAUGCUCUUUCUCUUUUCGCCCGAAUCGGGAGUGAAAUUUUGUCAUUUGUUGAAAUUGUCACCUCCACUUGGUGCAGCCUGUCCUAUAGUAAUUGGUAUUGAAUAAUUGUUAUUGUACAAAGUAAUUAUAAAUAUGAAUAAAUCGGCAUUUUACUGACAUAUAUUUACAAUAAAUUUAA